Aphanomyces invadans is the source of this 1426-nucleotide messenger RNA. RefSeq names its product Atypical/RIO/RIO2 protein kinase. The transcript is spliced from 5 exons. The coding region runs from base 22 to 1368 and encodes 448 amino acids. Gene Ontology annotation, cellular component: nucleus; cytosol; preribosome, small subunit precursor. The record is from RefSeq and is a predicted model, not a curated record. NCBI's taxonomy places the organism in Eukaryota, Oomycota, Saprolegniomycetes, Saprolegniales, Verrucalvaceae. Gene Ontology annotation, biological process: protein phosphorylation; maturation of SSU-rRNA. Gene Ontology annotation, molecular function: ATP binding; protein serine/threonine kinase activity.
UUCAAGCAAACCGCGACCACGAUGAAGCUCGACGUGUCCGGGAUGCGGUAUCUGACGAAGGAGCACUUCAAGGUACUGACGGCGGUGGAAUUGGGCAUGAAGAACCACGAGAUUGUCCCGGUCGAAUUGAUCUCUUCGAUUGCAAAGCUUCGCCAUGGCGGUGUGGCCAAGAUUUUGAGUCACCUGCUGCGCAACAAGCUCAUCGCGCACGACGGAACAACGUACGACGGGUUCAAGCUGACGUAUAUGGGAUACGAUUUCCUCGCGCUCAAGGUGUUUAUGAAGCACGGACAUAUCGCGGGCCUCGGUCGCCAGAUCGGCGUUGGAAAAGAGUCGGAUAUUUACAUGGCUGUGCAGCCGGACGGCACGGAGGUCGCGAUCAAGUUUCAUCGCCUCGGUCGCACCUCGUUCCGUGCUGUCAAGAACAAACGCGAUUACCUCAAGCAUCGCAAGCACGUCAACUGGUUUUACCUGUCCAAGCUGUCGGCGGUCAAGGAGUUUGCCUUCAUGAGCGCCCUGUACGAGCGCGACUUUCCGACCCCAACACCCAUCGACCAAAACCGCCACGCGAUCGUGAUGAGUUUGGUGAAUGGCUUCCCCUUGAACUCGUUUCGGCAGAUGGAAAACGCCAAGGACGCGUACGACACGUGCAUGAAUGUUCUCGUUCGGCUGGCAGAGUGCGGGCUCGUCCACUGCGACUUGAACGAGUUCAACAUCAUGAUUGAUCAGGACGGGAAGAUCACGAUCAUCGAUUUUCCUCAAAUGAUCUCAACCAAGCACCUCAACGCGGAAGAGUUGUUCAACCGGGACGUCCAUGGUCUUGUCAAGUUUUUCUCCCGGCUGCAGAACGGCGCGUAUGUGCCGGACGAAGUGCCUCAACUGAGCGACAUCGUCCGCGACGUGACCGUGAGCUUGGACACAGAAGUUCAAGCCAGCGGGUACACGGAAGCGAUGGCGCAAGAGUUGGAUCAAGUCAUCAUGGAAGGCAUGGAAGAAGGCGGAGACGAUGAAUCGGGCGAUGACAACGGUGAACUCGACGACGACGAAGGUGACGAAGAAGAGAUCGACCCCACGCUGGCCAAGGAACUGCAUGAACGUAUUGAUGCGUUGAAAAACAGACAUGACGAGCCCGCCGCCCCAGGUGGAAGCGGUGGGGACGAAAGCGAUGAAAGCGAUGACGAGAAUGAAGUGGGCGAGGACGAGGUCGAUGGCUGCCACUCGACAGGCCACAUCCCGAACGAACACGUUCGCAAACAGGUCAAGAAGACUCUGACCAAGCAACAACAAAAGGGCGGUACCCGGCGGACGCGAAACUCGUCCAAGCUCAGUAUCAAGGGCAAACUCGUCCACCGUCGCGAUGCGUUGUAAUGAGAGUGCAGGUAGAAUAAAGAUUGAUUGGAUUAGUACUGGUUUGAUGGAGACCUCA